AUGGAAAGCUUCGUUUCUGCACGUCCCAUUCAGGAAUGCCUAGAGAAAUUCCCUCAUGUUAAAGUAGCCGAUGAUGGAGACCUCUUAAUCCCAACUGAACUCUCUGAAAAAUUCUUUCAAAUCCUUGAUACAGAGGAGAGAGCAUCCAUGCCUAGGCCAGUCAAUGUCCCAACAUCGCCAUUGCCACCUCUGCCAUGUCCCCCCCUUCCCUCCAACAAUAUUUGUCAUCAAUUAUCAGCUAUCCAUACAGAAACUAGAGUCACGCGGAAACUCCAUGCCAACUAUCUUAUUGAUUGGCCUCUUGAAGCGAUUGUUGAGUAUCCAAGAACCACGGACUCACCAAACGAACGUAUCCUCCAUAUUUUUCGUGUUGAUCCCACCAGCCCGGUUUUACCACAGCACAACUUCCUAUAUGGCUUUGGGUCCCCUUGUGGCAUGCACGAAAAUGUUCAAUGCUAUGCAUUGAAAGGUCAGAGCGGUGUGUACCCUCGAUGCAGGGAACAACAUCUAACUUGCCAAGGAAUGAAAGUUUGCGAAUUCAGUAACUUGGAACUACAGUCCAUCCCUCAUAGCUUAGCAUGCCAUGAUGAUGUCAGCGCCCGGGCCUGUGAUGAACAUCAUCUACAUUAUGGAAAUCCCUCAGCAGCAAAACAUUUACAGCAAGCUACUCUUGCGAAAUAUACUGCACUCCAAAAGAUGGGCUGUCCUUCACCUCAGGAUCUCGAAACCAUUAUGACUGACACUGAAUGGGAUGCGCUCAAUGAGAAACUAUGCAACAAUCUUGAAAGUCGGCGGGGAUGGGAUCACUGUAACUCACGUUGCAGUGGACGAUUGGUUCUGGAGAUGGAUUAUGAAGAUCCUCUGCACCGAGGGUCCCUUUGUGUGAGGUGCGAACACUUCUCUGCUCUGCACCGAAGUCAUUUUGAAGAAGUAAUUGUCGGUGUCAAUGCUGAAUACUUUGAGGCCCUAUGGUUUGAUGAUGAAGAGACUGUCAAAGAAAUCGAGUGUAUGAGCAAUAGCCAGGGCUGGGGACCUGAUGCUAUGUGCUUGACCAUUGAGAAUUCCUCGUCAACCCAGACCCAUUGCACUGUUGACCAUCAUCUACCAAAUAAUCGUCGUGGAAAGCUCAAGCAAAUCACAUGUACCUGUAUAAUGUGA
Messenger RNA from Cantharellus anzutake, 1158 nucleotides. RefSeq lists its product as uncharacterized. Bases 1 to 1158 code for a protein of 385 amino acids. Lineage: Eukaryota; Fungi; Basidiomycota; Agaricomycetes; Cantharellales; Hydnaceae. The record is from RefSeq and is a predicted model, not a curated record. The transcript is spliced from 4 exons.